GAGAGUGACAUCCCGCGGGAUUGACGAUUGUAUAGAUCGGCUUGCCGAAUGGUUUAUUUCUUUUUUUAAUACAGUGGUUCAAGAAUAUCCAUGGCACUCCAUCAAUCAGGUAGUUUGUCAUCCAGUCAGCAAAUAUCCAACACACAGAAUUACACCAGCAUCCACUCAUUGGAUUUUACAGGUGACAAGAAUGAUGCAACUUCAAAUACCUGGUCAGCAUCAGUAUCCAGUCAAUUCCAUAUCAACCAAGUGGACAGCUUUAGGUUCCGGACCAGCCUCGUAGAGAUAGUGGAGGAGCUCAAACUCCGCAGGAAAAAUGAGGUGGAAAAUGAAGAGAGAACACAGGCAUUAAUCAAAGAAAAAUAUGAACUUGAAAGAAAAAAUGAUCUUGAUGGAACCAGAAUAAAGAAUCUUCAAGAAGACAACAACAAGAAUUUGAAUGAAACAAAACGAAAUUUUGAAGAGAAGAUGAGAAAAUUGGAAGAAAAAACUAGACAAGAUGCUGUACAGAAGGAGGCCAUGGUGAAGGAAAUGGAAGCCAUGAAGGAUGAACUCCGGAAGCUACAGCUAUCAAAGUAUUCCCUAGAGAAGUUGUUGCGAGACCAGGAGAGGAAGGUUCAGAUCCAGUCAGAUUCCACAGAGCAGCACCUGCAGCAGCUGUCCAGGGUAGAACACAAACUACAGGCCUUCUCCACCUACAGUAACAAGCUGGUCAACAGCCAGGAACGUCUCGACAGACAAGGUUUUCUGUUUCAUAAAAAACACUUAUGA
Messenger RNA from Mizuhopecten yessoensis (Yesso scallop), 771 nucleotides. RefSeq names its product coiled-coil domain-containing protein 73-like. Lineage: Eukaryota; Metazoa; Mollusca; Bivalvia; Pectinida; Pectinidae. The record is from RefSeq and is a predicted model, not a curated record. The transcript has 8 exons. The coding region runs from base 91 to 771 and encodes 226 amino acids.